CACAGGGCUGCGCUGCAUGCCUGCCAGGACAAUAUUUUCUCAGAAUCUUAUGUGCUCAAGCGUAUGAAUAUCCUACACCGUACCCGUACUCGCCAAACCCGUUAGCAUAGAACUGCGGUGUUACCCGUAUCCGUGCAUUUCCCUAUCGACGAAGUAUCAUCACAAUCCUUAACGAUCGAAUAUGCAUUCUCAAAAUAAAUUCCUGGACUCCAGACCUAUCAAGCCUUGUCAUCCAUGUUAACCGUUUUUCUGUCCUGUUUCGUGACAUGCAGAUCCGAGAUUGUUGGCGUAAUGUCUGCAUUCCAGUCCCUAGCGAGCUUACGCCGGUCAUCAUGGACAUAUACGAGUUUGCCCUAGCGAGGUCCGAUGUAUGCUCUCACCAGUGGGAUACAACGACAGAGAAUUACUUUGCAUGUAGGAUAUGGAAACAAAUACAAGUGGAGAAAUACCAUCAACGUGUUUCACAGCAACAAGUUCCUGGUGGAACAGACACCAGAUUACCACCAGCCUUCUGGAAGUGCUAUAUAUAUGCGCUUCUGAUCUUAUUCACUGCAACAGCUGCUAUGUUACAUUGUGCGAGAGGUAUGAUUGCCGUGGAUCUUCUGAACCCCCACUCGCGCGGUGUACCGCACAUCCAAAUGAAGUGCUAUGUUUCCUAUACCUCGAGCAUCAAGAUUCUAAGCGGUUGGAGCAUUGUCCGCGGUACAACUCCUGGUGCUCCGCGAAGGAUCAGUAUUGGUCGUCCCGUUGACAUCGAGUCUAAUUCUUUCUUAUGGGUCGCCAGCCUAUAUUCUGCCUCCUUAUGGCCUACCAUAAUCACGAACGCGUUCACCCUCUCCAAGUACAAACUCUGCCGGGAAUGCGAACUACCCGGCUGGCGGACCUGCUCCAACAGUACAUGUUGGUCUGAUCAGAUCUGCCCGGAAUGCAUGUCUUUCUCCGAUGCCCGCGCUGCUAUCGGCCAUUCUGCAUCAGCUACUAUAUCGACCAAUGGAGGAAGUGUCGCCGCGUAAACCUGUGCUACGACUGCGCUGAAGAAAUGCCAGGUGCAGGCGAUGCAACGUUGGCUGAAGUUGCCUCGUCAUGUAUGAGCUGCGUGGAAGGUGUGCGAAGGCAUAGGAUUUAUUCAUGGUAGUGGAUGUAAAGUAA
This is a messenger RNA of Suillus bovinus, 1149 nucleotides long. RefSeq lists its product as uncharacterized. The record is from RefSeq and is a predicted model, not a curated record. NCBI's taxonomy places the organism in Eukaryota, Fungi, Basidiomycota, Agaricomycetes, Boletales, Suillaceae. Bases 267 to 1013 code for a protein of 248 amino acids. The transcript is spliced from 3 exons.